Molecule: messenger RNA, 741 nt
Organism: Penicillium samsonianum
Lineage: Eukaryota; Fungi; Ascomycota; Eurotiomycetes; Eurotiales; Aspergillaceae
Exons: 2
Coding region: 1-741 (246 amino acids)
Source: RefSeq, a predicted model, not a curated record
AUGUCUUCCUCGAUCCUACAUCAGUGCCCGCACUGCGGGCACGUCUCCGAUAUCUCAAAUGCACUUGCAGCAUUUAUCGAGAACCCCCACUGUAAACAGUGCGGCAUGUCUGCUUCCGAAAGCAACUCGAAAGUGCAAGACGAACUUUCAGCUCUAUUUGAUAGACAAAUGAGUAUGACACAGCUGCCUCCCGCCCCUAGAGAAACCAUCGUACCAUCCCAAGCACCAGAAAUUGCAUACAGCAUUACCCAACACUACCACCACUCGGCCCACAGAGUCGCCCAGCACACAGACCAACCUUCAAGCACUGAUGUUCUGAGGUAUCACGGUCUUGAUCCAAAUGCCCUUACUUCGGAUCAGCUUGCGCUCUUUGAAAACGCCGAUGCAGAACAGAGAGAACGGUUGAUUCAAACAUGGCAGCUCUACUCGCAGUUUGGAAAUGAAGCCAGUGCUGCUGGCGACUUUGCUAUGCAUGAUUCUGCUAUGGAUGACAGUGCAGAUGGAAAUGCCUAUGCUGAUGCUGAACCGUACAUGGUAUCGGGCUACGAGAACGUUGCCAAUCAAGCCUCUCAUCUCCCGAAAGAGCCCACCACUGGUGAAACCUAUGUUGGCUCAAAGGAUCCGGUGUAUCAAGGUCAGCAAUGGUGGGAGCUGACAAAAGCUGGUCCGAUGGAAUCAACCUAUGGUGAAUUUGAAGAGAUGAGACGAUAUUACCCUAGCUGUGGUGUAUACCACCAUUAG